UUGACAAUAAAAUGGCGGGCGGGGGGAGGUGGGGCCGCUUGGCCCCGCCCGUCCCUCAGGCGCGGAGCGGGAGGUGAGGCGGGAGCGGAGCGGGCGUUCCUGUGCGGGCGACCGGCGGCGACAGCAGCGGCAAGACGAGCUUUGGUUUCUUCCCACGGUUCUUAGAAAAGCCAGUGUUGGAGUGGAGAGGAUUAGAGUGGUAGAGUGGAGAUACGGCUCCUUCUUGCCUUCCCCUGCUAACCAUCAUCAUUGUAAUUACGGCUGUACAAAAAGUAGCACUGUGCUUCAUUGAACCUCCAGCACUGGCCUAGGUGGUGCUGUCACUUUUACUGUAUGGACUCUUGCUCAGUAGCAUGGGAGAAGAGGAAGGACUGCAUCAAACACAAUUACUGCAAUGGCUCCUGGCUUUCCAUCAAGUGUGGAAUUUAAUGGGAGCCAGGAGCUGGGAGCCCSUGCCUCUCUCCGAUGCCAUGCCUUGUGGACCUGCUCACCCCUGGUUCCCGAAUGUCGCCUUUGGGACCCGGUCCAUAUGUUCCUGACCCCUGUUGUACCACACUGGCCAUUCUAGAACAUGGACACAAUGUUUGUGCGAGGAUUAAAGAGAAAAUGUUUUGAUGGUGAAGAAGAUAUUGAAGGGACUCUGGCUGGCAUUAAGGCUGUUCCUUCCUAUAAUCUCCAGCGGCAGUCGCUUUUAGAUAUGUCCUUGGUUAAACUGCAGCUGUGUCACAUGCUGGUUGAACCCAACCUUUGUCGUUCGGUACUUAUAGCCAACACGGUACGGCAGAUCCAAGAGGAAAUGACUCAAGAUGGGACUUGGCAGAUGAUAAAUGCACAGAAUACAGGGCAGGCAUCCCUGGAUCGUCUUGUUUCAACAGAUAUCCUCUGCCGUUCAUCUAGGGAUCAAGCUGAGGGAAAGCAUGUUCCAGCCUAUGGUACUUUCAAUAAAGAYUUUGAGAGUGACCAGGCACAAGAUGGUUCAGAAACUAUGUCAACAGCCUCUUCAGUGCAAGCGCCAAGAAACCUGCAGAGCAAUAUGUGGGAAGAAAUGGAGAAUCCACAAGAAAAUAAAGGAAACUUUCAAAAAUCUUUAGAUCAAAUAUUUGAGACACUGGAGAAUAAAAGUCCUAAUUCUGUUGAAGAUCUGUUUUCAGAAGUUGACAAUUCUUACUAUGAYCUUGAUACUAUGUUAACAGGCAUGAUGACCAACACAAAAAUGGGACAUUGUGAUAGUCUUGAAACAUUUUCUUCUCCAACAAAUACAGCUUCUAACUCCAAUUGUAAAUCUGAUCUGAAUGACCUCGAUCAUAUUGUGGAAAUCCUUGUUGAAUCCUGAACCUCCUUGUGUAGGAGGUAAAGAUCUGCUAAUGGCAAGAAAAKACUUGAGAAAGGAAUUUCCAGUUUGUUCUAUCAAAUCUGCACGAGUAUUUUACAAAUAUCUAUAUGUUAUAUAGAUAAAUAUAUUAAGAAGCACUUCAUAUUGCAAAAUAGUGUUAACUCUUAAAGUUAACCUGCAACUUGUAGUGUAAUAAUCUGAUUUAUUGUCCACUGAACUGUAAGUACAUACGGUAAAUGUUCCCGUGUUUAGGGUCCAAGGCUGUUGAAAUUGGGUUCCUUAUACCAAUUUGUUUUAGCCUUUGAUGGAUAUCCUCAGUGAGAGGGAUUCUCUCACCUCACACUUCUCCCAUAAAAAUGGUAAUAAACAGAGAGAGAAGUUGGAUAACUGGUUUCCUAUUUUUCUCCGGUUUCCACUUUGUUACACCACAAAACUCCUACCAUAUCUGCUGCUUCUGUUUUAAGUCGCUACAUGGCUCUUAAAGAGCAGUAUGCAAUAGUUCUUGUUAUCCUUGCUAGCUUCCUCUGGGUUUUGCUACAAUUUUUACUUCAAAAAUAGUUUUAAAGUGUUUAUUGGUGUUUAGAUUUUUCCAGGUAUUUUCCUAAAAUAUAUUUUUUACUACAGAUGCUGUGUCAGCUGCUAACUUCAUAACUUUUGAUCAUAUUUGCAGUUGAUGUAUUUUUUGCAAGAUUUUCAAAAAGGGAUGUUUUUUUACCAUGAGCUAYUCAAUGUAGUUCAGUAAAGUGUAUGUAAAUGUAAAUAUACAAUUUUAUACUUUGCAUUAAAAUGUAAGAGCUGUUUUCAUGAUUCUGUUUUAUAGAGUAGUACUUUACUAAAUUGAGAAUUGUACAUUUAUGCUUUUCAUGCCCCACAUACUUGAGUAUCAUUAUAGGAAGAGCUUUGAUCCAACUAGAUAAAAUUACAUUUAAUUCAUUUCAGACCAUACCUUUUGUUAACUACAAACCUACGUGAUGUAGGUUUUUAUUUAUGUGUAUUUAUAUGUAAAUGUCAUCAACUGAAUUGUUUAUCAUUGAAGUCUACCAUCAAAUAUUUGUUUAUAUGGGAUAACUAUCUUGCACUAAUUACUACAAAAGUGUUAUUAUAGCGGCCUUUAAAUCUCAUUGGUUGGUGUUUCAUGAUGUCUUGUCAUAAUUAAUAUGCUCCACUCUUACCAAGAGUUUCCUCUUGGCUUUUUUUUAAUAACAAAAAAUAAUACAACAUGGGAUGGUGGUCUUUUUCUUCCAGCACAUGCGGUUUAGAGUGUAUGUAACUAAGCUUCUUCCUAUGAAACCUUUUUKGGGGAAAGGGAUAAUUCAAGUAUAGCAUAUUAUUUUAUAAAAUAACAAAUGUUUACCAUCAGAAAUGCUAUUGGGAAAAAAGCCCCAAGUUGGCAGGGAGUAGGGAAGGGGGAAAAUUUGAAUUGGUUUCUGGAAUGUGUUGGCCGUGGCUGAGCCAGGGUCAACAUCUGUCAAUUGAUUGUUUUCUGUGGAUCUGAACCAAGCAUGCUGAACAUGAAAAGAGAACCUUGCUGUGUCUGACAGAGUCUGCCUUCCCUUGAGUGACCUUACCUAUGAUGCAGAUUCUCAAACCUGGAAAGGGAAUGGAAGGUGGGGGUUCCAAGAGGGUGUUGAAAACAUUUGAGUAUCACCUCAAGAAUAAGGAGACCACUGAGCUUAGGUGCUUUAGAAUCAUUUGCUUUGAGGAAAAAAUUACAUAAUUUUGUGAAAUUUUUCAGACUCCACAGUUGAAUGCGUAUUGACUCCAUCUUACAGAGCCACACAUUUGGUAUGAAUCUAAAGUGAAUUGGAAAAUGUUUCUUUGUAUUAAACUUGGCAUAAGAUAAUAUGUAGUUGCUGUAGUAGUUAAACUUUGCUUUCUCACUUAAACCUUCAUUAAUAACUUCAUGUUAAAGGACAAAAUAGCACAUAGGCACUUGAAAGUUCAGUCCRUGGGAUAUAUCCAGACCAAAGAGAAGCCAAUACUACAUGUUGUAAUUGAAAAAUCACUCAAAGGUAWUGCAGUAAUAAAUGCGGAUUCAGGAGGAUCCAAAUAUAAAUAYAAACUCUCACAUCUCACAGUGAAAUAACUCUGGCUUAUUCGGUAGUGUUUGAUGGAGUAUCAGAGAUUCCUUCAAAAAUAAAUCCACAGGUAAUUUUUCUUGAUGUUUUUCUGUGUGUGCACCACUGAAUUGGACAGCAGAUGCCUUAGAGUAAAACAGAAAUGUUUUCAGAGUUUUGUAAAGGCAACAUCAGCAUUGAUUUGAAUGACUAAUAUCUUCUGUUCCUCUGGGAAACUUACCCAAAACUGCUCUGAAAUGUAGUUUAAAACCCACAGGUUUGAGCAAUUGUGGGUAUUCUCYUCUGCCCCCACACCUUCCAUUUUCAUUAAAUGAGCAAUUUCAUGUCAAGAUAUUUUAAAAGUGGUCUUCUCCACCUCCUUAGUGUGCAUCAGUCUGCAUGUUACAGAUAGGAAUCAGUAUAAAUUGUUCAUAACUGUUAAACUGUGUAUGCCAAAUGCACAUGUGUGUAUUUUUAACUCUAUACUUUAUUACUUUAGUACAAAGCAUCUAGCAGGGUGCGUUCCCUUACUGAGGAAGCUGUGUCUAUUUUAAAACAAUUUAUAGACACUACUUGGCUUAACAGGAAAGGUGUUAGGUAAGCAUGCAUUUAUCGAGUUAAGCAUUUAAACAGAAAUACAUAUAUAUAUAUAUGUAUAUAUAUCCUGUUUUAUUACAUUUUUAAAACUUACACCAAAUCUUAAUGCUUUUACAAGCCUAGUACCKUGGCUCAGCACAUGUAAGACUUGGUAUUGCUGAAACUUGCAGUCACCAUGUGUGCUUGCAACUGGUUUGACUUUGCAGAGACCAGUUUGUAACAGCAGCUUGUCUCCUUAUAGCUUUAAUAACAUGUUUCAGUCUAAUUCAUUUUUUCAUGCUUCACUUCUGGUGAAAAAAGAAAAAUAAGAAGAAAGGAAUAAUUAAAAAAGCUUUCUUUUCUAACUGCCAUUGCUAUUUUUUGUUACUCUAAAGAGAGAUUGGUUAAAUAUGCAUCACUUAAAGGUUAAGACAGUAUGUUUCGCCUCUAUGUGAUCCUCUAAAAUACUGAGAGACAYCAGAAAUUAAAGGAUGCCUGUAUGGUGAAUUCUGAAUGACUUAGUGAGCCUUUACUACAAAUGGUAAGAAAUGAUACUUGCUGGUGGGGAUUUUUUAAAUUUCUACAUGUAAAUGGAAAAUUAAAAAAAAACUUAGCCUCUUAAAUUAGGAAAGGCUUCUGACAGAUUCUGUUGCCACUUCUAACAGGCUUUUUUUCAGUUUUUGCUCCUAGGGAAGARUUGUGGAGCCUGCAUGGCAUCAAUGCCGUGUGUGAAAUAAGGCUGUUGGUCUGCCUAGUUUCACUGGGCUCUAGACCUGUGCAAAAGAAAGCACUGUCAAGCACAUAGCUAAUAUCCAAUCUGCUUCCUUUACAGCUAACAUUGAGUAUCUGUCCCCCUCUACCUCUGUGCCUAUGGUUUUAUUUCUCCUUUYCCCCUGCCUGAAAAUCAGAGCUUCUGGAGCUCAGGCAUUCAGCAAAGGCAAGAAGUGCAAGGAUCCAGGCUGCUGUAACAAGGGUUUGUCUGCUUAUUGCUUCUCUGUUUGUGUGGUGUUUGUUGAUUUCCUUUAACCCCCUCUUUCUSCCACAGCUCUGGGACUUUGUCUAGCAAAACACAUUGCCUGUCUCUAUGAAUAUAGCUAUAUUUGCCUAAGGGACAAAUUUGGUCAGUGAAGAGAGAAUCAGGUCUUUGAAAAGCACCUUUCCUGACCAGGCUUUCUUGCAGGCCAGCAGUGAAGGGUUUCAGCCUGGAGCAGGUUAGGGAUUCACACGUGAGCUGAGCCCUCAGAGUGACCAGGAAUUACCUGUUUUUGAACCCGUCAUUAGUUUUUUGAAGUCUUGGGAACGUCUGGGUUGCUUUAGUAAGCAUUUUAAAAGGCAUUAUUGCAGAUUGACUGAGAGUAUAGUUUAAUAUUGUAACUAGCAGACUGUUACGGAUUUUUUGUGUCUCAGAAUAUUGAUAUGUGUGACUGUUUUACAGUCCUGUCUUAUAAGUAAACAAACUGUCAAAAGCUAGAAUGAAAAAUAUCUGACCCAUUUGUUUUCUGACAUCUAUGACAAGACAAAUAAAAAUUACUUCUGUUCAAAGUGAAAGUAUGCUUGUGUCUCAGGCCUAGGAUGUAUAAACCCAUGUGCAAAAAAACCCAAGACGGAUGAUGACAAAUUUCGUUUGCUCACCAGUUCUUAAAUGAGUGUGUGUGAUUUCACACUGACUAAUACURAGAGUACAAAGCCACCAGGUUUCAAAGAAAUGAAAUAAACAUCUUGGGAACAUACRUAUAUUUUGUCAAUCUGGCUUAUCAAAUACAAGCUU
Malurus melanocephalus (red-backed fairy wren) is the source of this 5734-nucleotide messenger RNA. RefSeq names its product cell division cycle associated 4 (gene CDCA4). NCBI's taxonomy places the organism in Eukaryota, Metazoa, Chordata, Aves, Passeriformes, Maluridae. Gene Ontology annotation, molecular function: transcription regulator activity. The transcript has 5 exons. Bases 572 to 1333 code for a protein of 253 amino acids. Gene Ontology annotation, cellular component: nucleus. The record is from RefSeq and is a predicted model, not a curated record.